AUGCCCCGCCUGCCGCUCCCCCUCGCUGCCCCCCGCCUCAGGUUCGCUGCCCGCUCCUUCGCCACCGUCGACGCAGCCUCCAGCACACCAGCCCCGCCCCCCAGGCGCAAGUUUCCCAAGCUCGACGACGACCUCUCCUUCGACGACUUUUUGUCGGGCGAUAUCCCCACCGAGAACGAGCGUGUCGUCCUGGGAAACACAAAACAGCCCCGGCUGCCCUCUUUCCUCAAGCACCCCAUUCCCACAGGCGCAUCUUAUAGCGGUAUCAAGAAAGAUCUCCGAGGUCUUGGACUGCAUACUGUCUGCGAAGAGGCCAAAUGCCCCAACAUCGGUGAAUGCUGGGGCGGUGGAAAGGGUGCCGCGACAGCGACCAUCAUGUUGAUGGGUGAUACCUGUACUCGAGGAUGUCGAUUCUGCUCCAUCAAGACUUCGAAAGCACCUUCGCCACUGGAUGUGCAUGAGCCCGAGAACACUGCCGAGGCCAUCAGCCGAUGGGGUCUUGGUUACAUUGUGCUGACAAGUGUCGAUCGUGACGACUUGAUCGAUGGUGGUGCCGCCCAUAUCGCGUCCACGAUCUCCAAAAUCAAACAAAAAGCUCCCAGCAUCCUUGUUGAAGCCCUUACCCCCGAUUUCGCCUCAAAAGGCGUCGACACCAUCCACACCGUGGCGUCCUCUGGUCUCGACGUCUUUGCUCACAACAUUGAGACGGUCGAAAGAUGUACGCCGUUUGUCAGAGAUAGGAGAGCAGGCUUCGAGCAGAGUCUGAGAGUGCUGGAGGAGGCAAAGAAGGGAGCGAAGGCGGCCGGGAAAGAGAUCUUGACGAAAUCCAGUAUCAUGAUGGGUGUGGGAGAGAGGGAGGAGGAGCUUCACGAGGCUUUGAGACGCAUCGCAGGGCUGCGUCAAUCUGAUGUGGACGUUGUCACUUUCGGCCAAUACAUGCGUCCCACAAAACGACACAUGAAGGUCGACCGAUAUGUCGAGCCUGAAGAGUUUGCCAAGUGGAAAGAGGUCGCCGAGAAGAUGGGCUUUUUGUAUGUCGCGGCCGGACCGCUUGUGAGGUCGAGUUACAAGGCCGGAGAGUUCUUCAUCGAGAAUGUGCUCAAGAAGCGACGUGAGGCUGCUGCCGAGAAGGCCACUGCCCAGUUGUCUGCUUCUUCCGCUGCUUCUUCAGAGGUCGCCGCCGAGAUCUAG
Messenger RNA from Cryptococcus wingfieldii CBS 7118, 1191 nucleotides. Its product is annotated as lipoyl synthase, mitochondrial. The record is from RefSeq and is a predicted model, not a curated record. Gene Ontology annotation, biological process: lipoate biosynthetic process. The transcript is spliced from 5 exons. Gene Ontology annotation, molecular function: lipoate synthase activity; 4 iron, 4 sulfur cluster binding. The coding region runs from base 1 to 1191 and encodes 396 amino acids. Gene Ontology annotation, cellular component: mitochondrion. NCBI's taxonomy places the organism in Eukaryota, Fungi, Basidiomycota, Tremellomycetes, Tremellales, Cryptococcaceae.